ACGAGUUGCUGUUGUGCUGCAGGAGAGAAAGGGAGAAAGAAAGCGUGCGACAGGGAGUGGGAGCCCCAAGUGAAGAGGAGCCCCACAGAGUCAGCCCUGGGCACCAGGACCACAGAGGUGCUGAGUGCUGCCCGCUUCUGGAUCCCACUCUGCUCAGCUCAGAACUUUGUCAGCGAGCAAGAACAAUGCCAGGAGGUCUGGAGAAAACGUGUCAUCAGUGCAUUUCUAAAAUCGCCAGCAAUGCCUGCUUCAUUGUUGUGCUCUGUGCUUUCCUGGCUCUGCCGCUGUCCAUGACCUUCAUAGGAAUGAAAUUUUUGGAGGACUGCCCUAUACAGCCCCUCAUUCCUUUGUAUUUGCUAGUGGGUGGCAUCGUCGGUACCUUAAAGGUGUCUCUCCUGUUGUACGACUCCACCAGGAUGAGGCGGCUGCUGUCCAAGGCUGUGGUGAUUGAUGACGAUGACGAUGACGAAUACCCCUGGAGGCAGAAUGCACACAGAUACUACAUCCACCUCCUGCUGAGCCUCUUCCUCUUCCUCUGGUUCAUCCUGGGAAACUACUGGGUCUUUUCUGUGUACCUGCCUGAUUUCCUUCCCCCUUUCCAGCAGCCUCAGGACUACUGUGACAAAACCCUGUACCUCUUUGCAGUCGGAGUCCUGGCGCUCAGUCACACCGUGCUGGUCUUGCUCCUGCUGUGCAGCGGCUGUGUCUACCUGUGCUCCAGGUGGAGACUUGCUGCCGAUGAAGACUGACAGCUGCCUUGUCCAGCAUGCCAUGUAUGCAUAUGCGUGCGCGCGCGCGCACUCACACACACACACAGGUUCAGGAGAAGGGCAUAAAGGUAAUAAAACCUUCCCUGAAGGCAUUUAAAAAGCCACCCAAAUGCACUGAAUAUGAUAGCAGACUAAAGAAACUCUUGCCUUCCUAGACAUGGGGAAAUCACUUCUGCUCUUUUCAGAGUGGGAAUUUUGUUCUCACAAGAGUUUUCAAAGGGGUAAUUGUUUUUGAGGGUAUGAAGUGUGGGAGGCAAAGAAUGGGAGACCUUUUCAAAUCAUAGUGCAAUUUCAAUGACUGCUGCAAAAGCAAGGUUGGUUGUUGCUACUGCUGCUGUCAUUCAGACAUGGUCACCUUGAAGUUAGAGAAAGUGCACAGACUUUCAAACAAGAUAUAUCUUAAUUUCACUCGCUAUGAUGGCUUUUGUUAUUAAAAGGAAAAAGAUAUUCUUUUAGUGACUCUAGCUGCCUUUUGGGAAAGUGAAGGAGCAAUCUCUUCCAGCCCUAUAUCAGAUAGGUUUGAUGUGAUGGGUGGAACAUCCCAAGGUCAGCUAUAAAACCUACCAACGUCAAAGCAGUAGCUUCCACCUAGGGGGCGGGCUGGCUUGCUACAGGCAUUGCGGAGUGCAGCGCCGUGUGUACCGUGUGCCACUGCUGCAGAUUCUUUGCUUGGCCUUGAGUCUGUCUCUGCCCCUGGCUAUUCAUAUACCUCUCUAUGAUCUGCAGCUGGCUGGGUGGCAUAAACCAGUUGUGUAUGUUUCUGGACAGGUUGCACAAGUUGGGGUGCCGUCAGUGUAGCUGUUUUUGGUUUCUGAGCUUAAAUAUUAAAUAAUAGCUUCUCAACCUAAUGACCAGUUAGGCUUUGGAAGCCUUUUGUAAAUUGAGAUGGCUGGAAGUCCAGGAUGACACCGAACAGUUACCACUAACCUUCCCUCUGGCCGCCGCUGUUGAGAGAUGAAGUCCAGGUCUGUUGUCAGUGCUCGCUGGGGAGCCUCUUUAUGGGCAAAGUCCCAUGCUUUAGAAUUUCGUAUGAAGAUGCUGUCAUGAGUGUUUCUAGGGCAGUGCCCAGGGGUGCGUGGCACCUGCUUAACUGUGCUUCUCUCAGCCACGUGCAUAGCAUUUCUGUAUAUUUACACACUGCUGAGCUGUGUUUAUUUUUUAACUUUGUUAAGUUUUCGUGCUUUCUCAUCAAGCCAAUCCCUGAGUGGCCAUGAAUGGAGGCACCUCCCUUCAUCAGAAGUGUCAGCUCAAACCAAGAGGCUCAUUCUUCUCCGUAGCUUUAAGAGAAAGGCCCCGUGAGUCCCAUGGGGUCUUCCCAUUUCAGUUUAGAAGCACUCCCCGGGCAGUCACCAUUGGUCCCCCUUUCCUCCCAGGUGAGAAGAAAGUGCUUGGUGUGCCAUCUGCUGGACAAAGGAAGAACAGCCCUUUUUUAGCCCCGUCCCCAAGGGCAGUUUCUGUUUUCAUUUUCACUUGAGCCAUGGCAGAAGACCAGCGGGUGUGCAGUUUGCAGAUCCUACCUCACCUAUGAUGCCCGAUUCCAUCCUCACUGUGUCCCAUGUUGCCCUCUCUGUGUUGGGGUCCGGGGAGAGUCUGUGGGCUAUGAUACUGGGGUGGACAGGAGUUCCAUGGGCUCCUCUCCCACCCUCCUUUCCCCAGUCCAUGACUCGUCAGCCAUUCCCAGUCACUUAGCCAAUGCUUGGACAUCUGUGAGCAGCAAAGACCUGGGCCCAGGGACGCCUGCAUGACUCCCACAUGAAAGCCUCUGAGGCUUCUGUUGCGAGGGCCUUGGCAAAGGCAGAAAGAGCUGUGAACAACCAUGGGCGUGAAGAUUUCUGUUAGCAGAUGGCAGGUACUGGUUAGUGCUUUGGAUACAUCAGUAGCUAGGUCUCAAACGUUGGACAUUCCCAGUUUCUGGUAGGCAUGAGUAUCACCAGAGUGUUGCAGAAAUUUUUCCCAGAGGGAGUGGUGGAUGAAGUGUGCUAAUUCUCAUAUGCACCCCACCAGCCCACCCCCAGUUGCAAUGGAGAAUAUUGGUCAUAGGUCCUAAAUAAUUGCUAAAAUCUGGACUAUAUUUUUAGCUUUGAAUUUUUUUGUCACCAAAGCGGUAAGGAAGAGGUGAUGAUCUCUUUGUCUAGGUCACACAUCUUCCCUGGUUUGAGGUUACAGUGAGCUAUGAUUGUGCCACUGCACUCUACUCUGGGUGACAGAAUGAGACCCUAUCUCUAAAAAACAAAAUUACCCCCUUCUGGAGAAACAGGUUAGAUCCUAAAGAAAAUGUUCAUGUGCAUCCAUUCAUAGAGGGGACACUGAGUGGUUCAGUGGGUGACAUCUUCAGCGCAGCAGGCUUUGAAUGAUAACUGAUUAAGGCCUCCCUCAGGAGAUGGUGAGAUGGUUAUGAUAAGGCACAUUUCAAGAAAGAGGCUCUGGGGCUAAGGCAAAUGGUCUAUAACUGUGAUUCUUUGAAGUCUGGCUUAAUCCAGGGAUGACAUCCAGACUGUUGGAAGGGCUGAGCUGCAUGCCCUUUAAGUGAUCACCUCUUAGUAUAAUUUCACUGAGCUGGAGGUGAGUGUAAGAAGUUCCUGGUUAUAGAAGAAGUUAUAAUCCUUGGCAUGGCCUGAAGCAGGCAUUCCACACUGGUGUGAAAUGUGCUGUGUAUACCUGGAGAAUGAAAAUGCCCAUCUAAGACUGGCCCAAGAGCUGUCUUCCUCUAUGGGAACCUGGCAAGGCAAUGGGAAGUGGACAUGGGAACACCUGAACUUUCUGGAUGCUAUGAAACCUCAAGGAAACAAAUUAUGUGGCAGAGAGGGAUAAUCAGUUGUUCCCAUCUGAGAAAAGACUGCAGCAAAGAUAAACUAUAUGUUGAGGUCAUUUUAUUUGCUACAUAGGGCAUCAUUCUAAAAACCAUUCUUUGCCUGAAUCUAUGUAAAUGACAGUUGAAAGCAGUAAAAGUGGGACCGUUUUACUGGGGUCAGCCACACCAGUGGUUCUCAAACCUUGGUGAACCCUCAGAGCUACCCAAGGACUUGUUUGCAAUGCAGAAUCACAGCCCCCAGAGACUGAUUUGUGGGGCCCAGCUGGUUCUGAUUCGGUGGCCAGAGAAACCGCAUGUGUACACUCAGGCCACACAUACAGCCUGGACUGGCUUAUGUCGGGCCCAUCCUGGUUGUCACCAUGAGGACAAUAUAAUGUCAUUUCCAGUACUUCGUGUUAUUUCCUUCUCUUUUAGUAUGAGAAGUGGCCAAGUGGUCAAUAGCUUUCAUCUUUGUGUAACUGAAUCUUGUGCUUCAUUUCCUUCUAGGCAUUUUUCAUUGUUGAUGAAAUAAACUUUGUUCAAUUUGU
This is a messenger RNA of Pongo pygmaeus (Bornean orangutan), 4109 nucleotides long. It is a transcript of the gene TMEM272, whose product is annotated as transmembrane protein 272. NCBI's taxonomy places the organism in Eukaryota, Metazoa, Chordata, Mammalia, Primates, Hominidae. The record is from RefSeq and is a predicted model, not a curated record. Bases 186 to 749 code for a protein of 187 amino acids. The transcript has 5 exons.